This is a messenger RNA of Trichoderma virens Gv29-8, 1116 nucleotides long. RefSeq lists its product as uncharacterized. The record is from RefSeq and is a predicted model, not a curated record. Bases 1 to 1116 code for a protein of 371 amino acids. Gene Ontology annotation, molecular function: magnesium ion binding; NAD binding; oxidoreductase activity, acting on the CH-OH group of donors, NAD or NADP as acceptor. NCBI's taxonomy places the organism in Eukaryota, Fungi, Ascomycota, Sordariomycetes, Hypocreales, Hypocreaceae. The transcript has a single exon.
AUGCCGGCUCGCAAGUCUCUCAGAAUCGCCGUCAUCCCUGGCGAUGGCAUCGGAAAAGAAGUGAUGGAACUGGGUGUCUUGUGUCUGGAGACCAUCGCCACAAUCUACAAGAUCCAGCUGGAGUUUGAACACUUCGAUUUUGCGAGCUGUGACUACUACAAAGAGCAUGGCGAAAUGAUGCCCCCGGACUGGAAGGAGAAGCUUCUCCAGUUUGACGCUAUAUAUUUUGGGGCCGUGGGCAUGCCUGAUCUCGUCCCGGACGAUGUAUCUCUCUGGGGAAGCCUGCUUAAGUUUCGCCGCGAGUUUGACCAGUAUAUCAACCUGCGUCCUUGCCGCCUAAUGCCUGGAGUUCCGAGUCCGUUGGCCAACCGCAAGCCGGGAGAUAUUGACUUUUGGAUUGUGCGAGAGAACACUGAGGGAGAGUACAGCAGCAUUGGAGGAAAGAUGUUUGAGGGGACGGACCGUGAGAUUGUGAUUCAAGAAACAGUCAUGACGAGAACAGGAGUUGAUCGCGUACUCCGAUACGCGUUUGAUCUUGCGCAGAGCCGACCGCGCAAGAUAUUGACCAGUGCAACCAAGAGUAAUGGCAUUAGCAUCACAAUGCCUUACUGGGACUCCAGGGUUCAGGAGAUGGCCACAAAAUAUCCAGACGUCACCGUUGAAAAGUACCACAUCGACAUCUUGACAGCUCAUUUUGUGCAGAGACCCAAGAAAUUCGACGUGGUGGUCGGUAGCAACCUAUUCGGAGAUAUUCUGUCAGAUCUCGGCCCUGCAUGCACUGGCACCAUUGGCAUCGCUCCGUCAGCAAACAUCAACCCCGAGGGCAAGUUCCCAAGCCUCUUCGAACCGGUCCAUGGAAGCGCUCCGGACAUUGCAGGACAAGGAAUUGCGAAUCCAGUGGGCAUGAUCUGGGCUGGUCAGAUGAUGCUGCAUCAUUUUGAACAUCGAGAGGCGGCGGAUGCGUUGCUCCAAGCGAUAGAGAAAGUCAUGGCUCGGGCUCAAAAAGAUGUUAUUACGCCGGACAUGGGUGGCAAGGGGACGACUAAAAAGUUUGGAGAGGCCAUUAAGGAUGAGAUUUGGCGGAUGGCAAUAGAAGCCGGGAAGUGGUCGCCCUGA